Molecule: messenger RNA, 5171 nt
Organism: Lactuca sativa (garden lettuce)
Lineage: Eukaryota; Viridiplantae; Streptophyta; Magnoliopsida; Asterales; Asteraceae
Source: RefSeq, a predicted model, not a curated record
UACAGUGUUAUUACACUGUGCUUCAAAGAGUCAAACGCUGCUUCAUACAGUUCACGAUCUCAAACCAAUUACCAUAAUUGUCAUACCGCAACUCCUGCCUCUACCUGCACACCACUUGCUCGAUCCAUUCUCUGCACGAAUAGCUCAAUCUCUUCUCUGAAUUUCUACAUCUCAGACCAAUUACCACCAUCGUCACAUCUACCUCCACAUGCGCGCCACUUGCUGGAACUGUUCUCUGCACUGGUUGCUCUAUCUCCUCUCUCUAUUUCUAUGACCUCAUAGCUGUCAGCCACACCUCACCCAUCAUAAGGUAUUUUCUUCUUUGACAUCUUUUGAGCAUCUUCAAAGAUUUUUUGGGUCAUUUUCCUUUCCUUCUAUGUUCCCAUGUCAAAAUUCUGUGCUCAUAUGACAGAAAAAAAAACAUGGGAAUAAAUUAGGGCUAAAGUUUCCAUGCUAUUCUAUUGAGUCUGUAUCAGAAUUUUUUGUUCGUAUGAUAGAAAACCAUGAGCAGAAAUUAGGGCUAAAGUUCCCAUGGUAUUAUGUUGAUUCUAUAAAUUAGGGCUUAAGUAAAAGUAGACCAGCAAUAAACAAAUUUAGUAAAAAAAAAAACUAUUGUGGCCUUCAAUCACCACAAUCUGUUCAUCUUCACAGUUCCAUUCUUGCAAUCGACUUUCGACUUCAGGGGUCAUAAGAGAAGCAAGCAGGAUAGUGGUCUGAAUGGAGCUCCCAAGACAGCAAGACAAAGGUGAUAGUCACAGUAAUAGAAUCAAUGGUAUGUCUAAAAAAAAUCCGUCUGCCAUUCUUCUUGAUGGGGUUUCUCAUGUGUAUGCAUGAUAUGUUCACCACCUGCUUAAGCAUGACUCAGAUGUUAUUAACUAUGUUGUUUGUCAUGUUUUCCAGGUCCAUCUACUGCAUAUUUGGAUUUGGGUGAUUGUGACCAAAUCUGCGAGCAUUGCUAUGCAUGCUUCUGGUAUGCUGAACGACGGAAAGGUCUUCCCGAAAAUCAAAGACCUAAAUAUAGUCGUUGUUGCAAAGGCGGUCGGGUAAUGUUGCCGCUACCAAGGCAGCCUCCAGAGAUAAUUAAAGAACUCUUUAAAGAUAAGCACUUUAUGGAAAACAUCCGUGCUUAUAACAUGAUGUUCACCAUGACUUCAUUCGGGGAAAAAGUGGAUGAUUCAGUUAAUAAUGGGUCAGGGCCAUAUGUAUUCAAGGUAGAAGGGCAGAUUUCUCAUUGGAUGGGAUCUUUGUGUCCACCAACUGAUGGUAAUCCAAGGUUCUUGCAAAUGUAUAUCUAUGAUACUAAUAAUGAAGUUUGCAACAGACUUCGUCAUUUUAGUGGCUCUGAAUUUGGCGAUCUAAAACCAGAAAUUGUCAAGACUUUGAUUGACAUUUUAGACAAAAUCAAUGAUUUAGUCAAGCUAUUCAGAACAGCUAGAGAUAUAUGUCUUCACGAACAACCUCAAGAGUUCAUGGUCAGGUUAUAUAAUAGUGGAAACCAAAUGCGCUAUAAUGCUCCUACUCUGGGUGUGCUAGGCGGAAUUGUUUAUGACAGCGGGCCUACAUGUAAAAAUGAUUUUGACAUAAUAAUCCGCAUGAGAGAUGGGCGGCCUCGAAGAAUAAAUAAGUUGCAUCCUUUGUAUAUGGCGUUGCAGUUCCCGUUACUGUUUGUUUUUGGUGAGCAUGGUUGGUCGAUCGAGCUUAAGCAAGUAAAUGAUGGAUGUAUAGGUGAUAAGCAACUGACGAUGAAUAUGUUUUACAGCUUUCAACUACAUGAUCGGUUCAACAUAUAUGCAUUGUUACCUAGAGGAGGCAGGUUGUUCCAACACUUUUUAGUUAAUGCAUAUAUAUCUAUUGAGCAAAAUAGAUUGGAUUACAUUGAAUCAAUGCAAGAUGUUUUUAGGACCGAGUACCUUCAGGGCGUUCAUGAUGCGUUAUUGAAAGGUGAUUCUGAUGGCCAUGAUGUCGGGAAAAGGACAAUAUUGCCCGCGUCUUUUACUGGCGGUCCUAGAUAUAUGUACAAGCAUUAUCAGGAUGCCCUUGCUAUAUGUAGAGUACAUGGAAAUCCUCAAUAUUUUAUAACAUACACUUGCAAUGUUAAAUGGCCAGAGAUUUCAAGAUAUCUAGCACAAUAUCCUGGAAUGAAGGCUGAGGACAGGGCUGAUAUUAUUGCUAGAAUAUUUGAGAUGAAGGUUAAGGAUUUUAUUCACUAUUUGAAAAAUGAAAAACCUUUCGGACAAGUUGUAGCAGAGCUGUAUACUAUAGAAUUCCAAAAAAGAGGCCUGCCCCAUUGCCAUACUCUCCUGUGGGUCUCACCUCCAUAUAAAAUUCAUACCCCAGAACAGCUUGAUCAGUUUAUUUCUGCUGAAAUCCCUGAUCCAGUCGUUGAUCCUCAACUCUACAAGAUUGCCACCGAGCUUAUGGUGCAUGGACCAUGUGGUCUUGCAAAGAUGAAAGCACCAUGCAUGUUUGAUGGGGUCUGUUCAAAGCAUUUUCCAAAAAAAUAUGAAGAUCUCACACAGUUUGAUAAGGAUGGGUAUGUUCAUUAUAAGAGAAGAAAUGAUGGGUGCUUUGCAGUGAAAUAUGGAAUCAACCUAGAUAAUGGAUAUGUUGUCCCAUACAACAAAAAUCUUUCUCUGGUUUUUCAGGCUCAUAUCAAUGUUGAAUAUUGUGGUUGGAGUAUGAUGAUUAAAUACUUAUUCAAAUACAUUUCCAAAGGAGCUGACCGUAUUAGAGCCAAAAUUACUAAAUCUCUAGGUGAGCCUUCUGAUAAAGUUAAUAAAAAAACAAGCAACAUCAAUGAGAUACAAAACUUUGUAGAUGCUAGAUUCAUUUGCCCUCAUGAGGCAGCUUGGAGGAUAUUCGACUUUCACAUCCAUCAUCGAAAUCUUGUCGUGCAAGUGCUAGCAGUUCAUUUGGAAAACAUGCAAACGGUUACAUUUAAGGACAAACAACUGUUACAAGAUGUUGUUGAUGAUCCAAUGAUAAAGAAAACAACUCUUACACAAUGGCUAAAAAACAAUCAGAUUGAUGACAGCGGUCAUCAUCUUACUUAUCUUGAUUAUCUAUCAAGAUAUAAAUGGAUUGCUCGAGGGAAGGAUUGGUGUCGUAGAAAGUCAAAGAAGACGCCUCCUAUUGGUAGAUUAAUCUAUAUUCAUCCAACAUGUGGUGAGCUCUUUUACCUAAGGAUGCUUCUCAGUCACCAGGUUGGAUGUCAGACAUUUAAUGAUAUUAAGACAGUAGGCGAUGUCAUAUUUCCAACCUAUCGUGCUGCAUGCGAACAAUUGGGCCUACUUGGUGAUGACAAAGAAUGGACAUAUGCAUUCGAUGAUGCUUCUAGCUGGGCAACUGCUGAAGAACUCAGAUCCCUGUUUGCUCACAUGCUUAUAUUUUGUGAUGUUGCAGAUCCUCUUGCUCUAUGGACAAAACAAUGGCGGCGAAUGAGUGAUGAUAUAGUCCAAAGAGCAGCUGCAGAUUCACAUGUUGUGAACUUACAUGUUAAUGAAGUUGACUUGCAACAGUAUGUAUUAUAUGAGUUAGAGAUCUUGCUAAAUUCUAAUAACAGUUAUUCCUCACUUUGUGAUUAUGGUUUGCUUAUGCCUCCACCGCACUUGCUUGCAGAAUUAAAAAAUAAAUUGCUCAUGGAAGAGAGAAAUUAUGAUAGAGUUUCUCUGAGCCAAAAAAAGGAAGUUAUGUUGUCUGCGCUUAAUUCCGAGCAACAUAUUAUUUAUGAGACUGUUAUGAAAGCUUCUUUGCAAAACCAUCAACUGCUUAUGUUUGUUUAUGGGCAUGGUGGUACCGGUAAAACAUUCCUUUGGACCACAAUCAUUUCUGCGCUCAGGUCUGCUGGGAAAAUUGUUUUAGCAGUUGCAUCUUCUGGUAUUGCAUCUCUUUUGCUACCCUCAGGAAGAACAGCACAUUCUCGAUUCAAGAUUCCAUUGGACCUUACCAAUAACUCCAUCUGUAGCAUAAGUAAAAACACACAGCUUGCCCGUUUGCUUAGUGAAACUGCACUGAUUAUUUGGGACGAGGCACCAAUGACAAAUCAAAGAUGCUUUGAGGCAUUAGAUAAGACACUUAAAGAUAUACUUAAUGAGCCAACGCAACCUUUUGGUGGAAAAUCAGUGCUGUUGGGUGGGGAUUUCAGACAAACUUUACCUGUAAAACCUAAAGGGAGCAAGAGAGACAUCAUAGAGUCAUCUAUAGUUGAAUCGUCAGUAUGGAGCCAUUUCAAAGUAUGUAAAUUAUCAAAAAAUAUGCGGCUUCUUCAACCUAAUCUGAGUAACAAAGAAAAAGAAGAAAUUGCUGCUUUUUCAUCAUGGUUGUUGCAGAUAGGAGAUGGACGUGUUGGUGUAGAUGAUGAAGAUGAUCCUACUGACACCAAAUGGGUAGAGAUACCAGAAAAAUAUCUCAUACCAGAUCAUGAAGAUGCUCUUAAGGAUUUAGUUCGCUUUAUAUAUGACGAAGACAUUUUUCAUAAUCCAACAGCAACCAUGUUCUGUGACAAAGCCAUUGUUUGCCCUAAAAACGAAACUGCAGAUGAAAUUAACAACCUCAUAUUGUGUAAUCUGCCAGGGAAACCUAUUGUUUAUCUAAGUUUCGACUCAAUUAUUCCACAUGCGAAUGAUAGAGGGGAUACGGAGGUUCUUUAUCCGUCCGAAUAUUUGAACCUACUUAACUUUAGUGGUUUCCCUACUCACCAUCUUCAACUAAAAGUUGGUAUUCCAAUCAUGUUACUCCGCAACAUGAAUCAGAUGGAAGGGCUCUGCAAUGGAACUAGCAUGAUCAUCACCCAGCUUCUACCAAGACUUAUUCAGGCAGAAAUCAUCACUGGAGUUCAGAUAGGCCAUAAAGUUUAUAUACCUCGAAUCACUUUGAAUCAUACUGAUAAAGAAUUACCAUUCAUUUUCAAAAGAAAGCAAUUCCCGGUCAAAGUUUGUUAUGCCAUGACGAUCAACAAGAGCCAAGGCCAGUCUUUAAACAAGAUAGGAAUUUAUCUUCCUCAUCCAAUUUUCAGCCACGGGCAAUUGUACGUUGCACUAUCUAGGGCUACAUCAACAGCUGGUCUCAAAAUACUGAUUAAAAGACAAGAGGACCAGCCAUCGAAUUGUACAAAAAAUAUUGUCUUCUCAAAUUUUUUAGCAAAAUUAGAAUCUUCACAGGUUGGUAAUUAA